GAGAGAGAGAGAGAGAGAGAGAGAGAAAUAAAUACGUUGCUGUCGGGUGAGGACGAAGAGCUCCUCCUUCGCUCAGACUCUUAGUUUUCUAUAAACAUUCUCGUGUCGGGCUUUUGAACUGUUAUUAUCUGGACCGUGUCGCAGUCCUCCUAAACUGCAGACUUCAGACACUGAGGGGGGGUUGCUGUCUGGCAGUAUGCUGUCCUCUGAGGGUGCAGCGGCAGCAGGUGAACCUAGGCUCCAUCGUCUCUAUGCCUGGUUUGACCCUGAAAGUGCUGCGGUGGUGACCAUCCUGUUGGGGCUGUUCCAGGUGCUGUUGUCUGUCCCACUGGUUUACGCCGACCUGACUCUGCCAAAACUCUUCAUACUGCCGCUGGUCUUAGGGAUUAUGAUUGUGGCGGCAGGAUCCUUAACCAUUGCCAACGAGAGAAACUCCAGCAGACUCUUGCUCUGUGGUUGUGCAUGCAGUAAUGUGGUUGGCCUACUGGGGGCGCUGUUUGCCUUCUGCAUCUACUGCUACAGCCUGAGCAUUGCCCCCACCAGGGAGAAAUGUCCUACCCCUGACUAUGAAUACAAAGGCAUAUACUACGGCUGUCCACAGAACCUCCUGGCGUCCUACUGCUGGAGUCACAUUGUGCUGUUGCUGCUGUACGAUACUGCAGCCGCUCUGCUGCACGGCCUGCUGUCCAUGAACGCCUUCAGAACACUGAAAAGAGACUGACACACACACACCCACACACCCCCACACACACACACACACACACACACACACACACACACACACACACACACACACACACACACACACACACACACACACACACACACACACACACACAAUAACAACAAUCAUACACACAGCUCCUCUCAGGUGUGUGUGUUUCUCAGGCUCAGUAGGUGCCAUUUAUUGACUUAUUAACAAUUGAACAUAUUUCAUUUAUAUUUGCGUAGAACACAGCUCAAAAUGGGUUUGGUUAACCUCUUCAAUGCAAAAACUAUAAAUACGUGACAAAAAUGUUUCACUGUAAGUAUGUAAAUAUUCAAACAUAUCUUCCCUCAAACUUGUGCUUAAUGAAUCUUUUCAUUUUUAGUGUUUAUUUCACCUAACAAUGUCAUCAUCAGGUAAUCUGUCCUUAAACUUAUUGGCAGUCUGAUGGUUCCCCUAAAACGGUUUAUUUUCUAUUUACAUUGUUUUUUUUAGACUUUCUAACAUAUAUUGUUUGUUUUACAGUGUUGUAAGAAAUCAAAGGUGAGGCACUAUCAGCAUCAUCUUUAGGAUAUGAUUUUUUGACAACUCUAACAUCACUGUAGAUCAACUGUUGUCACAAUUCUGUCAUACUAAUCAAGUAGCCUGCCCAGUCAGUGUGAACUUCCUAAGAGUUCCUCUAGUGAACACAUGGACUGCAGUCCUGUUGUCGGUCCAGGGGACACAGCUCUACAGUCCCUGUUAUUUGUAGGGAGACUGGAUGAUUCUUCUAAAUGUUUGUAUAGCAUCAAUAAAGUUUUUUCUUGUAUUGA
Molecule: messenger RNA, 1518 nt
Organism: Eleginops maclovinus (Patagonian blennie)
Lineage: Eukaryota; Metazoa; Chordata; Actinopteri; Perciformes; Eleginopidae
Exons: 6
Coding region: 197-721 (174 amino acids)
Cellular component (GO): membrane
Source: RefSeq, a predicted model, not a curated record